Molecule: messenger RNA, 6186 nt
Organism: Orbicella faveolata
Lineage: Eukaryota; Metazoa; Cnidaria; Anthozoa; Scleractinia; Merulinidae
Source: RefSeq, a predicted model, not a curated record
UACCGAGAAGACGAACAAAUUUCGGGAAGUCAGUUAAGAGUUGAGUAUUUCGUGUCAAAAUGGUGUUAAAAAGCGAAAUGGAUGAUGUGCGAGGGCUGAUGUUGGAAGUCGAGGCCAUGGACGCAGAGUUACUCUUAAGGUAUCUGAAAUGAAGCCGCUUGAACAGUGCUGGCUCGAUUCGCUGAUGAAAGGGUUCAACUCACAGUUUGGAUACAAAAUCACGUGGAUGAAAAAACUAAACGUUUUUCACCGUCAUCUUCUCAAUCAAUUGACAAAUGGACGAGAUAAAUUAUCGCAUGGAAGUUUAAGUGAAGACACCAGGCGAUUUUCCGUUUAAGUAUGGAUCCGGGUUCUGCUAAAUCCGAUGCAGAGCCAUUAAUCACUACGAAAUCCACAAACUAUUAGUCACGUUUCCCGAGUUCGGCAAGGAUAGCGAAAACAGAGCUGAAGCCUACGCUUCUCUCACGUGCGAAAAUUUAUCCCACUUACUACAUAAGGCAUGUAAAAUAAAAUUAACUGAAGGACACGAAACGUCACAGAAAGGUUUGAUUACAUGCUGGGUUAAAAAGGAGAUCAUCAUUGGAAGCACGGAAAUGAACAGACCACAAAUAUGUGUAUGCAUCCAUCUUUGGUAAGAAACCCUACUGCCAUUUUAAUCAAAGGAAACACCUCUGAAAGCAUAAGUGAUAAAGCUGAGUAUAUCCUGACUCGAGAACAUGGGUUGAAUUUCGCGUCAUCCGAAUGUAACACAGGGGUAAUUCUGGACAUCAAAAGUGAGUUUUGGAGGAAAUUAAAUCUUUUUGAUUUUCGUUGCUAUCAUAAUUAAGCGAUCGUAAACAGUCAGCCAUGGGUCACACUCCUCAAAUUUUACGGCGGCGUUUUCCUUGUUAUUUGUCUCUUUUAUCUCCUACCUGUCAAGGAUUAAGAUCUGGAAAAGAUCCGCUCAGUUGUGUUAAAAACUGGCUUAGAAAUUGAAACGUGUCUUAACUAAGGAUGACCUCUCAGAUUAGCGACACGCACAGCGUAUCUGUUGUAAGAUGCCACUAAGAGAUCCCUGAUUAGUUGGGUUAUAAAUGGGUCCACGUGUUACAGAACAAGCUUCAUGUCUCCGUCUAAACUGUUUGGACACCCCAACCUGCCUUUGAUUAUGAAAUUGAAGUGCGCGUUUGCUCAGACUCAGCUAACCCAUCAUGUCAUGAAGUAGCCCGGUUUAGAGGUUGUCGGAACAAACGAAACAUGUUGACGAGCACGGGCAAGCGAGAAUAAUAAGCUCCGAGGGUCAAGAAAGUCGUAAAUAAUCUCCAUGAUCACAUCCAUUGGAAGGACAAAAAAACAUCAGCAUAUCCUCGAGUUUCUUUCACAUUGAUUUAGAUGACAAUAGUGGUACACUGUGAAAUAUAUGUGCGAGUAAAUUUGUUUUGACUGCAUACCCGACAUGACGUUACUCCAUGCAGAGACGUGACUUACAAAAUAUGCUAUGGGUUUCGCAAUAUGCUGCAUUGCGUGGAAGGUGUGACAUGCUUACGUCAUUGCGGUUCAACAUUGUGCAAGGUUUGUAGUGAGUAGACGUCAACAAGGUAACGCGACGUGACUGAGAGACGAGGACCCAAACAUGCCUCUUGAAACUGGAUUUCGGAUACAAGGCCAACUCUGAAUGUAGCGAGAGCAUUACUACCUUCACUUUAAUCUUUUCACUUUUACGAAGGAAGACUGACGGUACGGAUGAAAUUGUAAAUAGAGGCAAAGAUGGAUUUUCUGACUCGAAACAGUGGGAGCGGUGGGUCACUUAAUUGGAGAGGUCAGCAAGGCGCGCCAAUUUCGAAGAGCUGACAUGUACACAACGCUCUUCCACCCACACUGAUUUAAGUAUAUUUGAAUAACGAUUAUUAUUUAACGCUAUUUAAGUUUCAGUAUGAGAUCACUAAAUUUAUGGACGAGUGUUCAUAUAUUAGCGUUGAACGCUUGAAGUCAUUCAUAGUAAUGACUUACUCGUGACCAAUUAAGCCUACACGGUACUUGAUUUUGUCCAAGGAUAGAUCUGACUUAGUUAUAUCAUAACAAAACUGUAUUACUAGUAUUAUGGCGGAGCUCAUUCCACCAUUAGUGAAAGGUUUAAGGGCAAAAGACAUCGGCAAUCAAGCGAAGUGGAAAAUUCAAAAUAGUAACUUAAUAUAAUAGAAUAUAAAGUGAAAUCAUGAAAGUGAUGAAAAAUGUUUCGCUAGCUAGAAUUGAAGAGGAUUUGUUUUAUGUUUGGUUUGGUGAACGGGAUUGUUGUCUAAAGUUCUUAUUCAGCUUCUGACAAUAGAAACACAUGUUAUCCAACCAAUAUGCACAACCUAUAUGAGACUUAUAACGUCACGCCAUAUGUACCUGAGAGCUGCUGGCAAAAAUUUAACAAUUGAAAUGGCAAUUGUCGUAAAAGGUGUGAUCAAAUAUGGCUUUUUUUUAUAACGAAACAUCUGUGUACAAAGUGGCAAAUAAUGAAGUCGAGAUUAAGUCUCAAACAUAGUUAGUCACUGAAACAGUACUGGCUAGAUAAACAAUCACCCGGAAACCACGCUUGAGGCUGGAAACAAAGGCCACAUACGUCAUAUUUUUCCCGUUUGUUUGACAUUUAUACCGGAAACGCCUCCCACUCUUUGUGAGACAUUUGAACUACUCUUGCAAAAAGAUUUAAGGAACGACUUCCUCCCAGGGCAUAGAAGCUAGCCGUGCAGAGUUUCUAUCGGUCCGCUCACCUGACUGGCGUUGGAGAAAAUGAGUCAAUUCGCCUUCGAUCCCGAACUUGAGCAACAGCUAAAUGACAUAGAUGAGUUUAUUAGAGCACAGUGCGGAGACGAUUUAUCUGUUGGAUUCAAUCAAAGCGAAUGGCUUUUGCCUUCACAAACCGGGGAAGCCCCAGCACAGACCAUGUCUAGCUCCUGGAAUGUAAGAGCCGACCAGAGUUUUCCAUCCUCUUGUGGUGCCAAGAUGGAAGGGCUCUCUAAGGACCCUCCUCCAAAAGAUUUACAGCCUGAGGUAGGGGUUCAAAUAAUGAACCUUAUGGACACCUAUGAUAAGCGAACAAAGAAGUUGUCUGGAAAGUACGAAUAUCGACUGGGAUCUUCAGAGGUGACUAUUGUGGCCCGUGCAUCCGAUGAAAUAAAAAGAGUCCGAGUUUACGUUCAGAGAUGUCCUGAAGCAGCAGUUAGAACACAAGACACAGUGGGUCCUGUUGAGCUACAGGUAAACUUGCAGCAGCACGACCACUCGCAGACGGUCGUGUCAGUUGAUUUAGGCUCAGUGCACAGAACUGACGACGGCAAUGCGGUAUACCGACUAGAAAAGGCGGAUGUCUUGGAGAGAAAUAAGUGGGAGCUGAUUAUUAUGAUGGGUUUUCAUGCAGGAGUCGUCACUAUUGUCAAGUCAAAACCUUUCAGAAUCACCACAAGGGCUAGCCACAAGACGAGGAGUCCGGAACUACCACUAGAGAAGUCAAGUGUCGCUGGAAAUGACAUUCAGAGAAUACCCUCGCAACAUUGUGAAGUCCAGAAUCACUCGUUCAAAGGCUCCAAUUUCACAGAAGUUGACGAAAUUGCGAUAGCAGAAUCCCUCAAUUCAAACGCUGUUGUUAACAGAGUAGCCUCGAAGCUUCGUCAAGAGCUUUCAAAGCUUCAUCUUAAUGACGAGAACCCCAGCUCAACUCCAACAUGUUUGAAGACAAAUCCACUUGUUUUUGGCAAAGUUGUUCUGCGACCAGAUACGAAACUUGACAAAAGAAAGGUCUCAAUGCACUACAAUCGUGAUGUUCGCGCUCGGUACGUUGUCGAACAACCUGACCUUCCUGAUCUGUUAAAACUUAUGAGCCGCCGAACGACUUGCACAAGUGGCGGAAGAAGACGAGCAAAUGGCUUCAAAACCGCCGAGGAAGACUUUUGGUGGGCGUGCGGGCUAUGUUUCUUUGAGAGGCGAAAGAAAUCUACAGUUAAAGCCCACGUAACACAAAGAGUUUGCCAGAAAACAUCUUUGAGGAAAGAAAUGAGACAGAGAAGAAAGGCGUUAGGUCACUUAAAACGAUACGCUAGCUGUGAAUUUAGCACUGAAGGAUUUGAAGACAUUGAGCCACUGGCAUGGAACAGUCCUCUUUCCGUCUAGCUGAAUCAAAUGGUACUUUUAGAACCAUCCACUUCGGAUUGUGUCCCAACACUUUACAGCAGCAAGACUGUGGUUUCAAACAAAGUGCAGGAUCGAAGCCGAAGUGCAAAAAAGUAGAUGCAGAUUAUACUUCGUGUAAUUACGGAUUUAGAUCUGUCGAAACGUAGUCGGCUAACAGCAAAGAUGUUCCAACUGCAUAUGAUUUACUGCACUAUCUUAAUAUUCCUACCCAACACCAGAAUCGUUGCGUAUUGCAGCAUCGUGCAUCAACAUAUUACUGAGACGUGAUCUACAGACAUUUCAGUCUUCUUAUGGAUUCAAGAGCCCAACUCGUAUACUGAAAGCGCGUUUCCAAUAAAGGCGAAAAGGAAAAUAUUAAGAACAUGCAGUAAAAUCAAAUAGCAUAGUACAUAGACAGAAAAGAAAUAUAUCUAAGAACUACCCCGGAACAUAUGGCACAUAAACAUAUGUCUAUAUUAUUUAGUAACAAUAAUUAUACUAGUAUUUUAUCGCAGAUGUGGUCACCUUAUGGCCCAUAUUCAUAUUUAUAUCGAUCGAACUAAAUAACCCACUAGCAUCGCUUUUGAAGAGCAAAUCGGUAAUGUUUCUCAUCAAAGAAAUCACGGCUCAAGGCUGCAAGGAUGAAAACAUUGCCCAUGCCAAAACGGUGGGAUGAUACCCAAGGUUUAGAAGGAAUUGCCCUUUUAACCGGAGUCUUGGGAGUGACUUUAAAUCAACUAACCCAAUAUGCAUAAGCUCUGUUGUACUUAACACUAUGCCGUACUAGCGCCCACCGCAGGCAGGGUAAGUUUUUCCUCGGGCUUCUAAAGUUCGUCAAGAAUCAAACUUUGAAGCACAUGCUACUUAAUUAUCAUUCUAGAAGGGAAAAUAAGACUAGAUAACUAACUAGGCGCUGUGAAAGCGCUAUCAGUGCAAUAAAAGACAGCCUGCUUACUAGGGUUAUCGCUAGUUUCCGACCAAAAGUAUAUCAAAAGUGCAAAGUAAGCCCAUCUCAAUAUCCCGACAAGCCCUGAGUUUAUAAUUGCGCAAAAGGUGUUUUAGUGGGCUUAUUACCGAAAAGAGUUCCGCAUCUAAGGUUGUUUGAGAGAGGAGAGACGUUUCAGAAUGACUUAAGGAGAGAGAUCUUAUAUUAUUGAUGGAGUACUUCCCUAAAAUUAAAAAUGUUUCGCUCUGAGAAUGCAUGCCAACUGAUUCAAUACAUAAAUUAUUAAAUGCAGAUUUCUCACAGGCGAAGGAAAUGUUAAGAACUUUUGACCCUUAUGAGACCUAAAAACUGGUUCAACUUCGUUAAACAAAUGGUGACGAGCAAAUUGACAAUAAAGGCCCGCGCAAUUUUAUGCAACUAUUCUGAAGCGUGAGGUUCAAAUACAAGUUCAGUUUGGUUUGUAAAGAACGAAACGUUCGACACAAGUUUAAUUUCUAAUUUUUCACCUAAGUGGAACAGUUAUACAGAUUUCUAGAUUAACCAAAACAGUCAGAACGUGCACUCUUAAUUUAGUAAAUAUUUUGAGCUCAUAACACUACACAACUAUCAUAUAUAAGUUAGUACUUAUUUCGACCACACGAAAUGGAAAAAAUCUCGUUCACACUAACUCAGCAGGGUUAGGUUUACCACGGGGUUUCAAUAAAUUAACUUGUACUUGUAAUAAUGGGAGCUUUGAUGUCUAUGAACAUAGGUAGUAAAUGAUCUAAAGGCACAAACUUAAGAAUUUAAACCACUUUAUCUAAUGCGAGCAGGGUAUUAGCCAAGGUAAUGGCAAAAAAGUAGUAUUUAUUAAUAAUCAAAUAGUUUAUCUGGUAGAUGAUAGAUAUGCUUACAAAAAAGGUAGUUAGACUAUGAAAGGGGUGGUAUUGUUAUUAUAAAAGGUGUCGGGGUACUAAUAGUUUUUCCAUGUAUAAGGUCAUCAAUAGUCUAUCACGAUUACAAAUUGUCUAUUAUACCUGACUUCUCAUGGCCAACUCAUGGAGUUCUUGGACUUUGUUUUACUGAAGUGAGGAAGAAACAUUAUUCAAUAAACCACAAGAGAACAA